Molecule: messenger RNA, 2456 nt
Organism: Conger conger (European conger)
Lineage: Eukaryota; Metazoa; Chordata; Actinopteri; Anguilliformes; Congridae
Gene: gck
Product: glucokinase (hexokinase 4)
Exons: 10
Coding region: 137-1558 (473 amino acids)
Biological process (GO): intracellular glucose homeostasis; glucose 6-phosphate metabolic process; glycolytic process
Cellular component (GO): cytosol; mitochondrion
Molecular function (GO): glucokinase activity; fructokinase activity; ATP binding
Source: RefSeq, a predicted model, not a curated record
CUCUGAGUUUCCUGUCCAUCUGCUCUCGAUGCUGAAGACCCGUACGUGCACACACACUUGAGCACACAAUCACAGGUGUGUUGCCUGGACAGAUUCUUCUCGUCACCUUUCGCCACCUUUUGCCACGUGCACGGAGAUGAAGGUGCUCAGUAGACGCAACUCCGUUGUGGAGCGAGUUAUCAUGGUGGAACAAUUUCUCUCAGAGUUCCUGCUGAAGAAGGAGGAACUGAAGGAGGUCAUGAAGCGGAUGCAACACGAAAUGGACCGCGGCUUGCGCCUGGAGACGCACGACAAGGCUAGCGUGAAGAUGCUGCCCACCUACGUGCGCUCCACUCCAGAGGGCUCGGAGGUGGGAGAUUUCUUAGCGCUGGAUCUGGGGGGGACUAAUUUCCGGGUGAUGCUGGUGAAGGUGGGCGAGGACGAGCAGAGGGGCUGGAAGGUGGAGACCAAGCACCAGAUGUACUCCAUCCCAGAGGAUGCCAUGACAGGCACAGCUGAAAUGGUGAGGACCAGGCCUGAGCUCUUCGACUACAUUGCCGAGUGCAUCUCGGACUUCCUGACCAAGCACAACCUGAAGCACAAGAAGCUCCCCCUGGGAUUCACCUUCUCCUUCCCGGUGCGGCACGAGGACAUAGACAAGGGUAUCCUACUGAACUGGACCAAGGGCUUCAAGGCCUCUGGGGCGGAGGGAAACAACGUGGUGGGUCUGCUCAGAGACGCCAUUAAAAGGAGAGGGGACUUCCAGAUGGAUGUUGUUGCCAUGGUAAAUGACACUGUGGCCACCAUGAUCUCUUGUUACUAUGAGGACCACAGCUGUGAGGUCGGGAUGAUUGUAGGAACGGGCUGCAACGUGUGCUACAUGGAGGAGAUGCACACGGUGGAGCUCGUGGAGGGGGAAGAGGGCCGCAUGUGCGUGAACACGGAGUGGGGCGCGUUCGGCGACAACGGCGAGCUGGACGAGUUUCGCCUGGAGUACGACCGAUUGGUGGACGAGAUGUCACUCAACCCCGGCCAACAGCUCUACGAGAAGCUGAUCAGUGGGAAGUACAUGGGCGAGCUGGUGCGUCUGGUGCUGCUGAAGCUGGUGAACGAGGACCUGCUGUUCAACGGCGAGGCGUCGGACCUGCUGAAGACCAAGGGCAGCUUCGAGACCUGCUUCGUGUCGCAGGUGGAGAGUGACUCGGGGGACCGCAAGCAGAUCUACAACAUCCUGACGUCGCUGGGCCUGCUGCCCUCCGAGUUCGACUGCGACGUCGUGCGUCUGGUGUGCGAGAGCGUGUCCACGCGGGCCGCCCACAUGUGCGGGGCGGGGCUGGCGGGCGUCAUCAACCGCAUGAGGGAACGCCGCAGCCAGGAGGCGCUGAAGAUCACCGUGGGCGUCGACGGCUCCGUGUACAAGCUGCACCCCUGCUUUAAAGACAGAUUCCACGAAAUCGUUCGAGAUCUGGCACCUCACUGUGACAUCGCCUUUAUCCAAUCAGAAGAGGGGAGUGGCCGGGGCGCGGCACUGAUUUCCGCAGUAGCCUGCAAAAUGGCCGCCUGCAUGCUGGCCCAGUGAGGGUGUCUCACAGCCUCCCACCACUAGGGGCACCACAUCUCGCUUAAGUGCUUCGUAAAGGAUCUUAUACAUUGGCGAUCCCAAGUUUCAAGCCAUUUCUUACUGGGGUUUGCCAAUUAAGGCUUGUGGGGCGCUGUGUGAAAAGGAAUUACGCCUGUCAGUGACGAUGCAGAAGGGUCACUGAAACAUUAGCAGCACUUUCAAACAUGUUAUGUAACUAGAGUUUGUUAUUAAUUCAGCACUUUCACAAGUAUGUUGUUACUGAAAAUAAUUUGCAGGGACGUAUCCAAGCCCUAUCCAAGUGUCCACAAUACAAGAGCAUGUUUGACAAUAGUGUUUGCAUUGCACAGCAGCCACUGUAGUGCUCAGAGUACAGCUGGUAAUGAAAAGAAAUGUACACCUGUGUGUUAAGCGCAGAGGCGAAGCAUGUGGAUGCUAGCUGUGUUAUGGUUUUACUGUGCAUGGUUUUACUGUGCUAAGCUAAUGUGAAGAGGGAUGGAAACUUAAGGGUAUUUUGGAGAGGAGUGGAGAUGUAGAAUACAGUAUUUUAUUGCUUGUUUUUUGUUGUUUUUUGGAUUGGAACAACACUUUGGUUUUAAAUGUGAUGAAUUGUAUAGUCAGAAUGGGGUAAAGAAUGUGACGCUACAGCUAUUCCUUACAUAUGAAUUAGCUAUUAUUUUAUUCAGGUAGGUGUUUUCCUUUUGCAAUAUCAAUCAACCAUAGUACCUACUCCUUCUUGGCUCAGCACCCUUGUUGGAGAGUCAUUCUCAUUUUCUGUCUUAUCUAUAAUCGAAUCAAAAUACCUAUAUCAUACCAUUUCAGUUUUUUUAAUAUAUACGCACAUUUUCAAGGUAUGUAAUACAUGAUUUAGCUGCUUGUUAUUUUUAAGAACACAAUG